AUGAGAAAAUGCAAAUUCCUCUUUUUCAUCCUGCCGUAUUCUCUUUUCUCACUCUUUUGGAACACUGAAAAUGUACGUGCUCAGCCACAAAAAAGAGGACACGUAAAUGACCUAAUAAAACAAUUUGAAACUAAUGGGAACUUAGACACCUCUCAACACAGUUCAAAUAAAAAUGAGCCGCUAGCAAGGUAUUUUGAGAGGAAGGAACAUCCGUUAAGUGGGAGACAAAGAGCUAUCUAUGAGGAUGAUGCAGCAGUUACUUCAUACAGUUCUGAAAAUAGAAAAGCCUUUCCUACGGACAAAAGAUCAUCUGACAUGUAUGAUUAUGCUGGGGGAAGGGGUGGCGACUCUGAUGUUUCCUCUGGUGAAGGAUACAUCUAUAGUAAUGAUUAUAGAAAUGAUUACCAACAUUCUGAUGGUUCUAAUCAAAUGAGGCAAAAACAUACCCAAUUAGAAGGGGAAAUGCAAAAUAGGUAUAGCAACCGAAAUAGCUAUCCUGAUGAGAUAUCAACAUCUCGAAUUGAUGAAGAUGAAAGAAUGAAGAAAAAGGACAAUAUUUACUUAGGUGAAGAUUUCGAAACUUUUAAUAAAAAUCUAGGAUUGACCAUGGAUGACUAUAUGAUCGAUUCAGAUUAUUCAGAUAAUGGAGAUGUUGUUCAGAGUAAGGAAUCAAAGGAUAAUUUUGAUGAUGGAUUUUCCCAUUAUGGAGAUCUCCAAUUUAUUAAACGAAGAAAGAAUCAAGGGAUAAACAAUAGCGACUUGUUGUCGCGUUCAAGGGUGGAUGGAAGGAGACAUGCAAUAUACCAUGAUAGCGAUAGCAAUAUAGCACUCUCAAGUGAAAAUGAAAUUCAGGGAAGGCAAUAUAAUAACCCAUACAACUAUAAACAUGAUUAUACAUAUGGAAUCAAUAAUCAGAAUAGUGAACCAUAUUAUUAUACCAUCCCUGAUAGCAGGAAUUAUAACGAUCGAUCUAGUCACUCAAUAAAUAAUGGAAGGUCAAUAAAUUCCUCAGAAGUAUCUCUGGAACCUGGUUAUUCCACACCUUUUGAUAGUAACAAAAGUAUUUACGGUAGUGGAGAAAAUAUUUAUGAAUAUAUUCCCUUAAAUGAAUAUCAGGAAAAACGAAAUCCACGAGAAAAAGAACCGAAAUACAUUUCGUUAGAUGAUAUGGAACAUGUAGAUCGUAACACAUCAUUACCAAUUAGGAGAGAUAAAAAAACCUUUUCAUCUUCUCAACAACAAAGAAGUAGUAGUAAUGCUGAAUCUUCUGACAGAUUUAAGAAUGGUAAGAAGAUUGAUAUAACAAAAGGAGUACCCAACAGGUACGAUAAUGUUUCUAAACAAAUAUAUGAACAAAAUAAAUCUAAAAGUGUAAGAAGAAAUUCAGGAUCGCUUAGUGCAGUAACCGUGUUUAAUACAUAUCAAGAAAGGAUUUUUUUAAAUAAACUCCUUAAAAAUUCUAGUGGCAGUAAUAAAUUAAAAAAUAUGUUUUCAAGAAGUGGUGCAGGUGGCAUAGUAUCCAUAACAGGGGAAAUAAAAAAAGCUGCGGAAAAGUGUAUAGCCCAAAAUAAACAUAAAUUAACCAGACCUGUCUUAAUGCAAAAUUUAGCAUUUAAAGAUUCAAACCUUUUAAUGUAUUAUGAAAAUAACGCUUCUUACAUUACUUCUAAUUGUGCUACUGGCAAUGGUAGUGGUAGUAGUAGUAGUAGUAUUGCCAAUAGUACUGGUAGCGGUACUGAUACAUGUUUGAAAAUAAGGCCUAUGGUUUAUGAAGAUGAUGAAAAGAUGCUAAAUGCACUAAAAAUGUUACCUAGCUUAUACAUUUUGAAUAUGUAUGAAUUUAUUUUAACGAAUUCUAGAAUGUGUGGAUCGUUCAAAACACUUAUAAAAAAUAAUAUAAAGGAGAACAACCUAACAACAACAGAUAUUGUUUUAUCAUUAUCUAAUUUUUAUUUCCAAAAUGUCGUGAACCCUAUCCUAGUUAAUCAUCUGAUGAAUUUUCUUAAAACAAAAAAUGAAAUUCACUUGAAUAAAUAUUACCUCGGGGCUAUGCUGUCAUUCGUACCUUUUAUCAAACCUGCAAUGAAAAUAUAUUUUGGGGAUAAUUAUUCUCGUACAAAUUUGUAUGUUUUAGACAAUGAACUAAAAAAAAUUUUUACUGAACUUUUAAUUGUUUCUCUUCGUUGGACACAAGCAUUUCAAGAUAAAUUUUCUGAUGUAAGUAAUGAGAUACUCAUGAAGGUUAAUAAAAAUCUUACAUCUUUUUCUACAAGAAGAGUUGGAAAUAUGAACGAAAAAUUCAAAACCUUAGAUUCCAUUUUGUUAAACCAAAAAAUAAACAAUGAUCUUAUCGCCAAUAAAGAUGAUAAAUAUAGACAGAUAAUGAAGUAUAUCUGGAAGUACAUAAAUAAUAUAUAUUUCAUGAUGUAG
This is a messenger RNA of Plasmodium gonderi, 2430 nucleotides long. RefSeq lists its product as hypothetical. The transcript has a single exon. The coding region runs from base 1 to 2430 and encodes 809 amino acids. NCBI's taxonomy places the organism in Eukaryota, Apicomplexa, Aconoidasida, Haemosporida, Plasmodiidae. The record is from RefSeq and is a predicted model, not a curated record.